GAUCUGAACUCCUCAACCUCCCCAGGUUUUCAAAUGGGUCAGGGGCUGUGGAGGGUUGCAAGAAACCAACAGUUUCAACACCAAAGGUACAGUGAAGAAGGCUACUAUAUCGGGAAUCAUGGUAGGACAAUGGCUGCCGCUGCUGCUUCGGCAGUAUACCGCAGGCAUGGCCAACUUGGGAUGGACAUCUACCACAUUUUGAGAGUCGGGAGAUCGAGGGAAGCACAUGGGUUCCCAGAUCUGGAACUACUGCCGCCUGAGCUCAGCUUAACUAUUCUGUCAUACCUGAAUGCAACUGAUCUCUGCCUGGCUUCAUGUGUCUGGCAGGACUUGGCUAAUGAUGACGUCCUCUGGCAAGGAUUGUGCAAGUCCACCUGGGGUCACUGUUCCAUAUAUUACAAAGAACAUGCUUCAAGUUUCAAUUAUAGGAGACUCUAUAUGCAGCUGGAUGAAGGCAGCCUUACGUUUAAUGCUAAUCCUUAUGAGGGAAUAGGCUACUUAUUACGAAAGGGUAUACUGGACAAUGCUCCAAAGGAAAUCGGAAAAUUUAUUUUCUACACAAGAACACUAAAUUGGAAGAAGCUUCGAGUUUAUUUAGACGACAGGAGGGAUGUGUUAGAUGAACUGGUGACUCUCCACAACUUCAGCAAUCAAUUCCUGCCCAAUGCACUGAGAGAGUUCUUUCGGCACAUUCAUGCUCCUGAAGAACGUGGAGAGUAUCUGGAGACACUUAUCACAAAAUUCUCAAACAGAUUUUGUACAUGUAACCCGCUUGUGACCAGAAACCUCGGCCUCAGCCCAGAUGCUGUUUAUGUUCUUUGCUAUUCUUUGAUUCUGCUUUCCAUUGACUUGAAUAGUCCACACGUAAAGAAUAAAAUGUCCAAGAGGGAGUUCAUCCGAAACACCCGCCGUGCUGCCCAGAACAUUAAUGAGGAUUUUGUAGGACAUCUAUAUGACAACAUCUACCUUGUUGGCCAUGUGGCUGCUUAAAACACAAUAACACUUAGCGAACAUAAGAUCAACAACAUGAUGUUACAUGAUGAAGUACAAUAACCUAUGUAGACAUGAGGAUUAUGCUAGUGCUGGUCAUUGUAACCUCUGUGUACAAUCCGAUCAUUUGUGUUCCUUUGUUUAGUUGCAUCUUGCCAUUGUUAACUCUGGUAACUGAUGACUUGUUUGCAUUUUUAUAUU
Callorhinchus milii (elephant shark) is the source of this 1191-nucleotide messenger RNA. RefSeq names its product F-box protein 8 (gene fbxo8). Lineage: Eukaryota; Metazoa; Chordata; Chondrichthyes; Chimaeriformes; Callorhinchidae. Bases 34 to 990 code for a protein of 318 amino acids. The record is from RefSeq and is a predicted model, not a curated record. Gene Ontology annotation, molecular function: guanyl-nucleotide exchange factor activity; protein binding. Gene Ontology annotation, biological process: regulation of ARF protein signal transduction. The transcript is spliced from 6 exons.